ACGGAUUAGGUUAUCGAUAGUUAGUUAAGUUUAAAUUAAGCGCCACAGUAUUUUUGUAUCGAUAGCUUUGGUAUUUUAAGUUUAGAUUAUUUGGUCCCACGAAAAAAAGGUAAACAGAGGGAAACAAUUGGCGGAACCAGCAAAUAAGACCGAUUUGCGCCAUCACGAAAGAGGGAAGAGAAACUGCGAAUAAAACCGAUCAAAAAGCACAGAACUCCAACUGUUGUCCAGCACUAGUGCUUGAAGUGUUUAAAGGCAUUCCCCGUGAUCGGCCAAGCGGCGACAUUUUCUUUUAUUCGCACUCUGCAACAUGAUGCCCACGAAGCAUUCGCCCCGGCGGAGCCCCAGGCUGGAAGCCUCGGGUGUUCCCGCAACUGCGACCACCACGGCCACAGCAACUUGCACCCCGGCAAGCUCUGCGAGUGUGGCUGGUGAUCGGCAGCGGCCACUGACUCCGAAGGAAAGUGGAACAGCCGCCAGGAAAGCGGCAAGUAACCUGCAGCCCGAAGCAAGGGGGCAGAUUGCAGACCCCACAACUGUGCAAGUGGCGGCCCUGAUGGAAAGGAUCGCACGUCUCGAGUCGGAGCUGGAAAAGGCAAGGGCAAGUGGAGGACAAGCAGAGGCCGCCAGGAAUCCCGUUGGAAUCGGGGCAAGCGGCGUUGGAGUGAGCGGUGCGGCGAAUACACCGCCAUGUUUGAGUGGAAUGAUGCAAACGGAGCUUGGAGUGACGUCAUCGCUGCAGUUGCCGGCACAAUUGAGUGCAAGUUUGCCGCCACAAUGGAGUGGAAAUUUGGCGCCGACGCUGGGCGGCCAUUAUGCAAACGGGCAACCUGUCACACGGACAUACACACCAACAACAACAGUGGGCUAUUCUCUGCCAUUUUGUGUGACCGCCACGGCGCAGCCUGGGCUAGGUUAUGUCCAUCCGCCACGGGAGCCGACACACAAUUUGGAGGUAUCUGCACCAUUGAACCUGCCAUAUGAAGUGGCGACGGCGAGCAUACCUGGAUGGACGCCACGUAGAUUGCCUGAUCUUCCCGACUUCGACGGUCAGCCAGAGGAAUGGCCAAUAUUUCUGUGCGCGUUCACGGAGACAACGGCAGCCUACCGGUGUACACAACUGGAAAACAACCAGCGGCUAGUGAAAGCCCUGAAAGGCGACGCCCGAGAGACAGUGAAGUCGUUGCUCAUCCAUCCCAGCAACGUAGAAGCCGUUAUGGAGCAGCUUCAAUUUCGAUAUGGACGUCCGGGGCUACUCAUCCGUAGCCAACUGGAUAGCGUGCGCGAUGUGCAGCCAAUUCAGGAGGCCAACAUCGCAAGGAUCGUCCCGUUCGCAACGAAGGUGAGCACGAUCGGCAGCCAGCACCUAGGGAACCCAACCCUACUGGAGGAGCUGAUCGCCAAGCUGCCGCUGAGCAAGAGGUUGGACUGGGCGAGGCACGCGGCCACGAUACAACCGUAUCCGACAGUGGUGCACCUGAGCGAAUGGCUUCAUGAAUUCGCAAGACUGGUGUGCACUGUCACGGACGUUGGAGCCAAGGAGCAACCGAAGCGAAGGAUCCUGCACGCGAAUAGUGUUCACGAGGAGGAGCGGUAUGCCGACCGCCCCAGAUGUUGCCCUAUAUGCGAGGGACAACACCAGAUCAGGGACUGCAAGGAAUUCAACGGCGUUUCUACGACGACGCGGAUCGAGUCAGCGAGGAAGUUGAGACUAUGCUUCUCGUGUCUGGAGCCCGGACACAUGUCCCGGUUCUGCAGGAAGAGCCGCGGAUGCAACGUCCACGGAUGCCAAAUGAGGCAUCACUACCUUCUCCACGAGUCACCUGGACAUUCUAGACAGCCGUACGUCGCAGAGGGAGGCCGCAGGAGCGACCAGAGAAGCAACAGCAAACGGAGUGGAAUGCCACGACCAGUGGAUUCCAACGAGAGGAGCCGUCCCACGUCAGCCGCAGUUAUAGACGCGGGGCGUGAGCAGGAUGAAAGGCGAUCGACGAGUGACCGCCACGAUUUGAUGCAUCGGAACCUGAACUGCGUUGACUCGAUUGGAUGCCACCUACUAUUCCGGAUUCUACCCGUGACGUUGUACGGGGAGAAUACGCAGGUCGACACCUAUGCACUGCUGGAUGAAGGAUCGUCUGUCACGCUCAUCGAUGACGAACUCAUCCGCAGCCUGAACCUGAAAGGCGAGAGUCGCCAACUGAACCUGCAAUGGUUUGGUGGGAAAUCUGCCAAAGAGCACACGAAAGUGGUCAGCCUGCAGAUCAGUGCAGCGGGCAAGCCAAAGCGCCAUGGGCUGAAGAACGUGUACGGAGUAGCCAAUUUGAACCUUCCGAUGCAGAGCCUGCGUCGGGAUGAUGUACAGGCAGUGGAGGCAAAUGCGCGCCUGCCUGUGAAGCCGUACAACAAUGCGACGCCGAGGAUCCUAAUUGGACUGGAUCAUGCGCAUCUUGGAAUACCCCUCAAAACAAGAAGCUAUGGAUCUGGAGGACCAUUCGCAGCAGCCACCGCACUUGGAUGGGUGGUGUAUGGACCGGUGAGCGGAAAGGUGAGCUCACCGCUUCAGAGUUCGUGCCUCCUAGCCGUGCCCCAGGAUAAUCUUCUGGAGAAGAUGGUCAGCGACUAUUUCGAGAUCGAGAAUUUCGGAGUAAAGCCGGCACAGCCAGUCGCAGCUGGCGGAGUGGAGCUGGCGCCGUCAGUCGCAGAUGCAGACGGCGACGCACGGGCCCUGAGAAUCCUGGAGGAGUCGACUAAGCGAGAAGGUCGACGAUAUGAAACCGGGCUGCUAUGGAGAGACGACGAGGUGAUACUGCCGGAGAGCUACAAUAUGGCGCUUAAGAGACUCGUCAACAUCGAAAGAAAAAUGAGGCGCGACGUGGACUUCGCGCGGGCCUAUAAAGGAUUGAUGGACGAUUACGUGAAGAAGGGGUAUGCACGACGACUGGAGCCCCAGGAAGUCCAGAGGUACCAGGAAGGCAAGCUAUGGUACCUGCCGCAUUUCGGGGUGGAAAACCCGAACAAACCUGGAAAAAUCCGGCUGGUCUUCGACGCGGCUGCCAAGGUGAACGGAGUGUCCCUCAACUCAGCGCUGCUGAAAGGCCCACAGCGCUACAAACCACUUCCAGCAGUGCUCUUCCAUUUUCGGGAAGGAGCAGUUGGGGUUUGUGCAGACAUCAAGGAGAUGUUUCACCAGGUACUAAUGCAGCCACAAGAUAGAGGUUCCCAGAGGUUCCUGUGGAGGAACGGAGAUGACCAGCGGGAGCCGGACACAUACGAGAUGCAGGUGAUGACGUUCGGAGCAGCUUGCUCACCAUGUUCGGCGGACUACGUGAAGACCUUGAAUGCCUCGCAGUACAGCAGCACAGACCCGCGAGCAGCCCUGGCCAUCAAGGAAUACCACUACGUGGACGACUACGUCGACAGUUUCAUACACGCAGAUGCAGGAUUUGACUUGUGUCGAUUUACUUCCUGGUCAUGUCCACGUUCGACCCGAUUGGAUUCCUGA
Messenger RNA from Drosophila ananassae, 3502 nucleotides. RefSeq lists its product as uncharacterized. The transcript is spliced from 2 exons. The record is from RefSeq and is a predicted model, not a curated record. Bases 311 to 3502 code for a protein of 1063 amino acids. Gene Ontology annotation, molecular function: nucleic acid binding; zinc ion binding. NCBI's taxonomy places the organism in Eukaryota, Metazoa, Arthropoda, Insecta, Diptera, Drosophilidae.